CUGACGUCAGCGCGUCAGACGGCUGAAUGUUUACAUCCAGCAGUGGUGUGUUGAUCCGAUCCCAAACAACAAAAGGCUGAGCAGCAGAAAAGCGCAACGCGGAGGAGAAUCCGGGGGCAUUUCCAGCAGUCAGGAUGGGCGGAGCUGUGAGUGCCGGUGAGGACAAUGACGACUUGAUUGACAACCUGAAGGAGGCAUAUUACAUCCGUUCAGACCUGGUGGAGCGAGCUUUCCGAGCUAUAGACAGGGCCGACUAUUACCUGGAUGAAUACAGGGACAACGCUUACAAGGACUUGGCGUGGCGGCACGGAAACAUCCACCUGUCUGCUCCAUGUAUCUACUCUGAGGUGAUGGAGGCAUUGGAUCUCCAGCCUGGCCUCUCUUUCCUCAACCUGGGCAGCGGGACAGGAUACCUCAGCACCAUGGUCGGGCUCAUACUGGGACCGUUUGGUGUGAAUCAUGGGAUUGAGUUACACGCAGACGUGAUGGAGUACGCCUACCAGAAGUUAGACACCUUCAUCAAAACCAGCGACAGCUUUGACAAGUUUGAGUUCUGCGAGCCUUCCUUUGUGGUGGGGAACUGCCUGGACAUCCCUCUGGAGAGCCGACAGUAUGACCGGGUGUACUGUGGGGCUGGGGUGCAGAAAGAACACGAGGACUACAUGAAGAACCUGCUGAAGGUGGGGGGCAUCCUGGUCAUGCCUCUUGAGGAAAAGUUGACUAAGAUCACCCGUACCGGCCUGAACAGCUGGGAGACUAAAAAGAUCAUCUCCGUGUCCUUUGCCCCCCUGGUGCUGCCCAAAUACAGCACAAAUGGUAAACCCAAGACAGUCCCACUACCCAAGUACGAGGUCCGGACUCUCCAGGAACUGGCUCGUAUCUGCAUCCGCCACACCCUCAGGGUGACCACAGACAGUGGAGACAGCCACUCGCGUGGCCGAGGUUCCUCCUUCAGCGUGGGCAGAGGCCUGGCGGUGGCAGGGCUCCAUAAGUACGGUCCUCGCUUCAAGCGCCGGCGAGUCCACCGCCGCCACUGCAACGCCCUCGUGCUGGCCACCCGGCAGGUGGUGGCCAGCAGCGGGAUCGGCCCCUCUCCCCUGGACAGCAACAACAACCAGGAGGGACGGAUGGAGGACGAGGAGGCGGCGGGAGAAAGGGAGGGGAGGCGGCAGAUGAGAGGGAGCAGGAGAGCCAGGAGAGGAGCCGGACGGGAGCUGGUGGAAGAAGAGGAGACGGUGGAGGAGGAGGAGGAAGAGGAGGAGCAGGAGGGGGAAGAAGAGGAGAAGGAAACCGGGGAGCUGCUCCGACCCCAGCCAGCCGUGAACGUACUGAGAGAGAGGAUCCUGGGCCUGCCGCUGCCCGAGCCCCUGAAGAUGUACCUGUUGUACUACAGAGAGAAAUGAGCCCGGCCGGAGCCACGGUCGCCCUGAGUCCGAGCCCUGAGCUGAAAUCACGCAAGGGCCCAAGCCUCUGUUCCAACCCCACCACCACCUGAACGAGACAGGUCAGCCAACCUUACGGACCCCCAGCUCCACCAUGGCUCUUCUUCCCUCUCACCUCAUCUUCAUCCAUCCUCCUUCCUUCUCCCUCUGUUCGCUCAGCCUCUGGCUGCUCUUUGCUCCACUCCUGAUGCUGUAAAGAGUCAGUUCUGUUUUUCCAGUGGAGGCGGGGCGGUUGCACAACUCUGGUAAACUGAUCCACUCGUGCAAAACACCCAGAAAUUGGUACAUAAUACAGUUUAUGAAUCAUAAUUAAUGUAAUAAUGACAGCAGCAGAGGGGUCCACUGUUGCUUGGUCUGCAGUUGCGGACCAGAGAUCAAACAUGUAGCAACGAGUGAAAAGUAAUCCAGGGAUUACAGUUAGUGUGCUGACAGUGUGGCGGUUGGGUUGUCCACAAGAGUUGGCGUGUUAAUUUCCAUGUAAUGGAUGCGGUCUUACAAAGAAUAAGCUCAGCUUUGCGUGCAAAGAUCUUGCAGCUUGUAACAAAGAUGGCGUGGUGAGUGUGAUUGUUUCCAUUGAUUUCCAAAAUGAAACUGGAGCUCUGCCUCGAGUCCAUUAGAUCAUUUAACUUCAACGAUAAACCAGGUUCUUAUGACGGAGUAUUAGAUUCGCUUGAAGAACAAGAGGAAGUUCUUUCUCUUUUUUCAGAUUUGAGAGUAGAGUCAGACUCUUGGGAACACAAUCAAAUAGAAUAAUGAAACAUUUCAAGAUUAGUUGCAAAUUAAUACUUAAACCUACAAUAUGUCUGAGUUUGCAUCAGCGAGCUGGCAAUGAGUCAUUUAGUGGGUUUAAGAAACAAGGAAAUUCUGUUUUGCCACAUGAACAUGUUGUGGGGAUAGUACCAGUGCCAAACUUAGAAGAUGUGGUUGCAUUGAUGGUUCUGCCUGUGUGCAGUAAAGGCAGAUAUGCGAUACCACAAGAUGCAGCAAGACAUCUGAUCCGUUUGUUUGAUCCUGAAGGUGUGUGACCCUACAAAUAAUGGAUGGAAAAUUUAAAUUUUAUUUUAAUCUGAAGUCUUUGUUUGGCCCUUUAACAUGAUGUGAAAAUAAAAAUAAUUUUCAUAUUACAACAUAUUACUGUAUAAUAUUUCAGAAUUGUCGUAGCAAAAGGUCUUCACCAGGGAGCAGAGGACGUGUGAGAUCUGGUGUUGUAUAGAAUGUCUGGGCGUAGAGGAAAAGGCAGAAUAUAGAUUAGUGACACCAGUGGUGCUGGGGUCGAUAUCCCACAUGGAAGCACAGAGAAGGGACCAUAUGGCUCUGGGUUAGGGAUUGGGGUUUAGGGUUUAAUAGUCCUUGUCAUUCUUUAUAAUGUCUACGUAUUUUAUGCAAUGCCUUGUAAAAAUAUGUAGCCUAAAGCACAUUGUCUCCAUUGCCUCGACAUUCUACAGAAUACCUGGAUUACACACAAUGAGCCUGUUUACAUGAAAAUCUAAAUCUGACAACUGGGAGUAAUCAUAUAAAUGUAAUAUUCAGAUCUGAAGAAUCUACUUGCAUUUCAAAGAAAUAAUACUAAAGGAAAACUUAGUCUACAUGCUCUAAGUCUAUUGUCACUUCCUAUUAUUUUCAAAACAUUGGUGGAGCCAUGGUCUUAGCAUUAGCUGCUAAUGCUAGGGGCCAUGGUCUUAGCAUUAGCUGCUAAUUCUAGGGGCCAUGGUCUU
Messenger RNA from Melanotaenia boesemani (Boeseman's rainbowfish), 3157 nucleotides. RefSeq names its product protein-L-isoaspartate O-methyltransferase domain-containing protein 2. Bases 135 to 1403 code for a protein of 422 amino acids. The record is from RefSeq and is a predicted model, not a curated record. The transcript has 7 exons. Gene Ontology annotation, biological process: protein modification process. Gene Ontology annotation, molecular function: protein-L-isoaspartate (D-aspartate) O-methyltransferase activity. Gene Ontology annotation, cellular component: cytoplasm. Lineage: Eukaryota; Metazoa; Chordata; Actinopteri; Atheriniformes; Melanotaeniidae.